Phytophthora infestans T30-4 is the source of this 447-nucleotide messenger RNA. RefSeq lists its product as uncharacterized. The transcript has 2 exons. Bases 1 to 447 code for a protein of 148 amino acids. The record is from RefSeq and is a predicted model, not a curated record. Lineage: Eukaryota; Oomycota; Peronosporomycetes; Peronosporales; Peronosporaceae.
AUGUUUAUCGGCCACGUAGACAUGGCAGAACGGGCCUGUGGUUUUAGAUGGCCAGAAGAAGUGAAGCUCAACAAGCUCGCCCAACACUUGACUGGCAAGGCGGGACGUUUCUUCCGCGAGCAGGCUGGUGUGUGGUGGUCAAUUUGCCCGUUUCUAUUCGACGCUCUCGAACAGAUGAACGCAACAUUUACCGUUCGGUUGUCGAUGGAGGAUGCUGCGCGACUCUUCACAGAAGAGAAAGAUCACACUCGCUCGUGGAACGAUCAUUUCUUGUACCUAAUAGCUCUAAUGAGAGCGACUGACGUGUCUCCAGCGAUGGUUCUACAGAAUAUCGUACGCCACGCUUCACCGAGCUUUAGUCCUACUCUGCUUGGUCGCUACAAUGAAAGCCGACAAGAUGUAAUGAUGCACGCACAAGAGCUGUGGAGCGAGCCGGCACCUCCUUAA